AGACAAUUCAUUCGCUUCUGCUUCUCCUUCUGCCUCUGAAGUGACUUCCCAUCAAACUCAACCGCACCUGCACUUUCAUCGUUCCAGUUUCCACCCACCAUUGAUGGAUUCGACGAUCCAAUCUAUGAUUAACCACUUCAAUCCCAAUCCCAAUCCAAUUUGGAUUUAAUUAACCCAUUCUCUGUCCACGUUAUGCCAAUUUUUGUUGCUGCGUCGUCAUUCACAUAUAUGUAUAUGCAUCUAUGGAAAUUCAGAAUUCUCCAUCCUAUUUAAUGGCUGCCUUCGUUGCCAAGGGAAGAAACGGAACUAACUCUCCACCUACAUCCUACCACGACUCACCAACAGCACACAUUCAUCCAUACAUACACACAAAACCCCCUUCUUCAAAUAUACCCCACAAUCCAAUUCCAAUCCGAGGACCUUCAACAACCAUCCAUGGGGUUCGCCGCCGCGGCUCUUUCCCUCCUCCCGCUCCUCUUACUCGCCGCGGCGCGUGCAGCGCCGCCAAUCCAACGCGCCGCCGUGCCUACCGAGAGAAUUUCCGGCAGCGCCGGCGAUGUUCUUGAGGACAAUCCCGUCGGAAAACUGAAAGUUUACGUCUACGAACUCCCGAGCAAGUACAACAAGAAGGUGUUGCAGAAGGAUCCUCGAUGCCUUACGCACAUGUUCGCCGCCGAGAUUUUUAUGCACCAGUUCCUCUUAUCCAGCCCCGUCCGUACGAUGAAUCCACAGGAAGCCGAUUGGUUCUACACGCCUGUGUACGCCACCUGUGACCUCGCCCCCAACGGCUUGCCGCUGCCAUUCAAAUCGCCGAGGAUGAUGCGCAGCGCCAUUCAGCUCAUCUCCGCCAGGUGGCCGUUCUGGAACAGGACGGAAGGCGCCGAUCAUUUCUUCCUCGUGCCUCACGAUUUCGGAGCUUGUUUUCAUUAUCAAGAAGAGAAAGCUAUUAAACGAGGUAUACUUCCCCUUCUCCGCCGCGCUACGUUGGUGCAGACUUUCGGACAGCGCAACCAUGUCUGUUUAGACGAAGGUUCGAUCACAAUUCCUCCGUACGCUCCGCCGGAGAAAAUGCAGUCGCAUUUGAUCCCUCCCGACGUGCCUCGAUCGAUCUUUGUGUAUUUCCGCGGUUUGUUUUACGACGUGAACAAUGAUCCCGAAGGCGGGUACUACGCGAGGGGCGCGAGGGCGUCGAUAUGGGAGAACUUCAAGAACAACCCGCUGUUCGACAUUUCGACGGAUCAUCCAACGACGUAUUACGAGGACAUGCAGCGAGCAAUUUUCUGUUUGUGCCCACUCGGCUGGGCGCCGUGGAGUCCGCGACUCGUCGAAGCUGUGAUCUUUGGCUGCAUUCCCGUGAUCAUAGCUGACGACAUCGUGCUUCCAUUCGCCGAUGCUAUUCCGUGGGAGCAAAUCGGAGUUUUUGUAGCCGAGAAAGACGUCCCGUACUUGGACACUAUCCUCACAUCCAUCCCCGUUGACGAAGUUCUUAGGAAACAAAGGCUGCUGGCGAAUCCAUCGAUGAAACAAGCUAUGCUCUUCCCCCAACCGGCGCAACCCGGCGACGCUUUCCAUCAGAUUUUAAACGGGCUCGCGCGUAAAUUGCCACACGACAAGAGGAUAUUCUUGAAGCCGGGCGAGAAAGUUCUGAAUUGGACGGCAGGACCGAUCGGAGACCUAAAGCCAUGGUGAUGUAUAAAACACAACUUGAGACUAAUCGUUUUGUUGUGUCGAGGACGAGCUCGAAAAUUCGAUUCUACUUGCACGGAAAUGCAAUGCCUCCGUCGUAGUCGUCAUCGACAAGAUUGAGGAAAGGUAUCUGGGUUUAGGUAACAUUGAACUCAUGUUGUGGGAUGAUUUUCUUGAUAAUGGCACCAAUUAGUAGCUUUGUAGUGUUCCCGAUUUGCUUUAUAUUGAGAAGAGUUUGUAAAGUUUGGUUGGUUAUGAAUUUGGGACCUGUAGAAAUUUAUGUAUAUUAUGAUUUUGUGGAUCGAAAAAAUGUUUAGUGUGUU
Andrographis paniculata is the source of this 2009-nucleotide messenger RNA. Its product is annotated as probable beta-1,4-xylosyltransferase IRX10. NCBI's taxonomy places the organism in Eukaryota, Viridiplantae, Streptophyta, Magnoliopsida, Lamiales, Acanthaceae. The transcript has 4 exons. Bases 436 to 1689 code for a protein of 417 amino acids. Gene Ontology annotation, biological process: glucuronoxylan biosynthetic process; plant-type secondary cell wall biogenesis. The record is from RefSeq and is a predicted model, not a curated record. Gene Ontology annotation, molecular function: 1,4-beta-D-xylan synthase activity; glucuronoxylan glucuronosyltransferase activity.